AUGCCGAGUUCAUGUCAAGAGCUGCGCGACGCGCUCGCGCAGUGCCUCCAAGAAUCAGAAUGCGUCAUGAUCCAACGCAACAAGGCAUCCGACUGUCUCCGCGAGCCGCUCGCCAGCACACUCCCCACGAAAUGCCAACAGCUCAAAAAGGGCUACGGCGACUGCAAGCGCGGCAUGGUCGACAUGCGCAAGCGAUUCCGCGGAAACAUGCCCGUCACGUACAAGACCAUGGAGGGCGCGGAGACCGGCAAGGGGUACCAGUUGUACGCUGGCAAGCCGGCGUUUGCGGGCGGCGUCAAGGAGACGAGUGGCAAUGAGCCCAUCCCUCAGGACUGGAGGGACGUUGAGAACGAGAAGUACCGGGCAGAGCAGGCACAGCUUCUCCAGCAGCAGCAGAAUAAAUGA
Messenger RNA from Metarhizium brunneum ARSEF 3297, 405 nucleotides. It is a transcript of the gene PET191, whose product is annotated as Mitochondrial protein PET191. Gene Ontology annotation, biological process: mitochondrial respiratory chain complex IV assembly. Lineage: Eukaryota; Fungi; Ascomycota; Sordariomycetes; Hypocreales; Clavicipitaceae. The record is from RefSeq and is a predicted model, not a curated record. Gene Ontology annotation, cellular component: mitochondrion.